GUCAUUGUAUCGCCACAACGUAGAUCGAUCAUCAUCUAACCGAGCUGCGGUGGCAUCUGCCCACGAUCAAACAGGUCGAAAUACUAGAACUUCACAAGGGAUUAGGAUGGAAAGUUCGGAUUCGGCGAAUCCUACCUACAUCUUCAAGCUGAUUCCGUCCGAGGCACCUCCCCCGGACCCGCUUCCUGCCAUCCUCCCUGUCAGUGAUCUUGACAAAACAUCCGGCUUCAUCCACUUGUCCACAGCGAAGCAGGUCCCGAACACGCUCAAGUGGUUCUUCACCAACGAGCCGCGCGUGUACGUCCUGCGUAUCCCAUAUGAUCCGCUGGAGGACAAGAUUAGGUGGGAGGAUCCAAAGGCUGAGGUUUGCGGGCCUAGAGGCGGAGAGGGCAUGUUCCCCCACUUAUACAAUGACCUCAAGCUGGGAAGCACCGAGGUGGAGAGCGUAGCUGUCUGGGAGAGAAAGGAAGGAGAGAGCUGGGAUGAUGUGAUUAACCGAGCAAGGGAGUGGUUGGUGUACUGAAGAACUUGGCGUUGGUCAAAGAUUCGACAGAAUUUAGUGCAGAUGCAGCUACUCAGUGCAUGCCGCACAUUUAAGGAGAUCACUGAAAGGGCAUUUGGUUUCAUAAAUGGGAGAGUAUAUGCAUACAGUGUACAGCUAGUGACAAUUUACAGAACGCGACCUCAGUCCUCCGC
Molecule: messenger RNA, 696 nt
Organism: Laetiporus sulphureus 93-53
Lineage: Eukaryota; Fungi; Basidiomycota; Agaricomycetes; Polyporales; Laetiporaceae
Exons: 2
Coding region: 107-523 (138 amino acids)
Source: RefSeq, a predicted model, not a curated record